Molecule: messenger RNA, 288 nt
Organism: Thlaspi arvense
Lineage: Eukaryota; Viridiplantae; Streptophyta; Magnoliopsida; Brassicales; Brassicaceae
Source: the annotation of a GenBank genome assembly
UUAAAAACAUCAACUUUUACUGAAACAGUGAACCUUAGCAGCGAACAGAUCUGGCUUCUUGAAGACGACGAACCUUCGCGGCGAGAAGUCACCAUGAAAAUGCUCGAAGCUGAAAAACCAGCUGUCGAAGGGGAGGCAAUUCUAACGGCUGUUUAUUGCCUAUUUGAUUCAGCCGCCAUAGUUGAAGCAAUUCCGGCGCCGGACAAAACUCUUACCACAGUUGUCAUCCACGAGAGGUCAUCCAUAUUGGGCUCUCAAAACAUCCAUUAUUAUAAGAAUCUAUGGGUG